This is a messenger RNA of Trichomonas vaginalis G3, 273 nucleotides long. Its product is annotated as Poxvirus D5 protein-like family. The coding region runs from base 1 to 273 and encodes 90 amino acids. The transcript has a single exon. The record is from RefSeq and is a predicted model, not a curated record. NCBI's taxonomy places the organism in Eukaryota, Parabasalia, Trichomonadida, Trichomonadidae.
AUGACAUUAGAUAUUUCUAAGUUCAAUCCAAGACAAAUUCCACAUACCGAAGAAAGACAAACAUUGUUAGAAGCAAACAAGAGUGUAUAUGAACUGUUCAUAGAUGAAACUGACUUUGUGUCAUUAGAUGAAAGGUCAUUGUACGAUUCGUAUAAACAAUAUUGUCAAGAAUAUGGUUAUAUGGCAGCGUCUAAACGUACAUUCUUGGCAAAUGUCAAAAGUCUUUUAGAUGUUCAGAACGGCGUAUAUACAAAGAAAAAUUUUUAUGAGUAA